Colletotrichum higginsianum IMI 349063 is the source of this 252-nucleotide messenger RNA. RefSeq lists its product as uncharacterized. The record is from RefSeq and is a predicted model, not a curated record. Lineage: Eukaryota; Fungi; Ascomycota; Sordariomycetes; Glomerellales; Glomerellaceae. The coding region runs from base 1 to 252 and encodes 83 amino acids. The transcript is spliced from 2 exons.
AUGAAGUUCUCAGCCACUUUCUUCAUUCUAGUUGCCAUCUUUGGCUUUGCUACCGCCUCGCCUCAGCGCGGGGGCAGUAGAAAACAGCAAAAUGCAGACAAGCAGGCUCUUCGAGACCUCGCUGGCACAGACGUCGACCCCAACCUCGAGAAUGGAACCAGGCUUCUUUCCAAUGGCCAAGGACAGUGUGUGGCAGUAUCUGGAAAAGCAGUUUGUUCCGAUUCAUCAGGGGCUACUUUCUCGCGGUCUUAA